AUGGCAUUAUCAUUGGUGCUGUACUCUCAAGAGCAUGGUCUGAGAAGAAUGUUUGGUCAUUUUGAGAGGCCUCCACUGUAUGUUUUACUUUCACCAGCAGUUCCUUUUCAACAAAACCCAUACAACUCUGGGGGGCGUCCCACCAUAAUUCAGUGCUAUCGCUGUGGAGAUACUUGUAAAGGCGAGGUGGUGCGUGUCCAGAACAAUCACUUCCACAUCAGAUGUUUCACAUGCCAGGUGUGUGGCUGUGACCUAGCGCAGUCUGGCUUCUUCUUUAAAAAUGGGGAAUACAUCUGCACCCAUGACUACCAGCAGCUCUAUGGCACCCGCUGUGACAGCUGCCAAGACUUCAUCACUGGAGAGGUUAUCUCAGCCUUGGGCCGGACUUACCAUCCCAAGUGCUUUGUGUGCAGCAUGUGCAGGAAGCCCUUUCCUAUUGGAGAUAAAGUGACAUUCAGUGGCAAGGAUUGUGUUUGCCAAACUUGUUCCCAUUCACUGAUUAGCAACAAGCCUAUCAAGAUUCAUGGACCAAGCCAAUGUGCAGGUUGCAAAGAGGAAAUCAAGCAAGGUCAGUCCCUCCUGGCUUUAGAAAAACAGUGGCAUGUCAGCUGCUUCAAGUGCCAAACCUGUGGAAUCAUCCUGACUGGAGAAUACAUUAGCAAGGAUGGUGUUCCAUAUUGUGAAGCGGACUAUCAUGCUCAAUUUGGUAUUAAGUGUGAGACUUGCAACCGGUAUAUUAGCGGCAGAGUCUUAGAG
Messenger RNA from Protobothrops mucrosquamatus (brown spotted pit viper), 756 nucleotides. Its product is annotated as actin-binding LIM protein 3-like. The record is from RefSeq and is a predicted model, not a curated record. Gene Ontology annotation, cellular component: stress fiber; actin cytoskeleton. The annotation marks the transcript as partial. Lineage: Eukaryota; Metazoa; Chordata; Lepidosauria; Squamata; Viperidae. Gene Ontology annotation, molecular function: actin filament binding. The transcript is spliced from 6 exons. Gene Ontology annotation, biological process: cilium assembly; lamellipodium assembly.